CAUUCAGCUCUGCGACAAUUAUUCUCAGCUUAUUGAAGUUUUUUUGAAAGGCAAAAAAACAAAACAAAACAUCAAAAUAACAAUGAAAUCUUGUUGAAUACUUAUAUCUUUAAAUAAUGCGGAAAGAAGCAGAAUCCGAUAGAAGCAAUGGUCAAAUGGAUAAUGCGGCGGAAGAGAUGGUAACAUCUACAUAGACUCACGAUGUUACAAGUAAACAUUGAUGAUUGUGGUCUCUGUUAAAGUUAUGGAAAACAACCUUGAAAACAUGGAAAAAUCUUCAUUUAAUAUGUUGUGACUGCAUGGAGUCCCUAAAUCUGUCAUGAGACCAGCUACAGUGUGGGGUUAAACUUGAGAGCUGCAAUGUUUCUUCUAUUUGGUUAUCUUUCCAUUGCUGUUCUGCAGUGGAUACAGCAGUACCGACGAAAGAAACGCUACUCUGGUGCCAUGCUGCAAGCUCUGAAACGAGGCAGUGUUUUGAUCCAGAGAGGAAAAAGUGCACAGCAUGGAAGUGUUGGAGCCCUGUUGAACUCUCCAUUACUGUUGUGCCCUCAUUCGUAUAAAGAGACACGAAUCUAUUCAGAUGACAGUCUGGCUAUUUCUGUAGUGUUUCCACGGCAAAAAGUUGAUCUUAGUGAAUGGACUUCCUACCUAGAUGUCGGUCCUGGCAGUGACUCUUCAAACACAGUGGUUGUCUUGUUGGAGGCAGAAAAAUUUGUAAAAGUUAACUUUGUAACAGAUGCUCAAAAGUCAUUCCCAUCUGUUCCAGUACAUGUCCUGCAGCAUGGCUCUCCUGUAGCCUGGAAACUAGGUUCUCCAUUAGGUGUCAUACUUCAGUGCAGCUACAACAACUUUGUACUUUUGUGUGAUGCCUUUGGACAAGGACGACUUAUACUGGAUAAAGACUUUCAGUUGCAUCGAAUUUUGUCUGUGAGGCCAACAGGAAAACCUUAUACUUUGACAAAAGUAUCCCAAAGAAAGACGACUACAAACAGCAUAAGUAAUAUGAACCAGGAGGUGGAUGGGUGCAUUUUGAAGCAAAUGCCAGCUGUGACUGAAUGUAGCCAUGCACUUGUAAAUGGUGUUGACCACAAAAACACAAAGAAAAGUCAAAAAGCAGAAAAAGACUCUUCAUUACUAGCAUAUAGAAAUGAUUAUGCUAAAGCUUCUGAAAAUGGAAAAGAGAAGGGCAAGUAUCAUGGCAGAGAACAGAAUAAUGAAAAUCUUGUGCAAGAACAAUUCAAAGAAAUAUCUGCUGCCAUUAAACUGUCAGUGCCAGCCAUCAUACUGACUAAUGGAAACCACUCUGAACAGGAUGAAAAGCUUUCUUCUCACCUUUGCACAGAAAGUGAUUUGCUGAAGACAUGCAGUGCUGCUGAUACUGAUGGAGAGUUGCAAGAUCUUAUUCAUAAAAAAGACUUUGACAGCAAUUUCUCCCUCCAUCUCUAUGAAGAAAGAGCUGACACUAGAAAUAUAAGUGUUGAAAGAAAUGAAAAUAUUGCGUGUGAAGACAGUUCAUUUCAAAAUCAUACAAAAUUCAUGGAUAAUGCAGUUCCAGAAAUACCAGUUUCUCCCAGCAUUGAAGAAUAUGCAUGCCUGCAUUCAGCAGUUACUGCAGAAACUGGUAAUGUAUCCCAUUCAGAUUCUGCUGCAUUUAUCAAAGACUUGUCUGCUGGAAACAAGGGGGAUGCACUUUUCCCCACUGGCCAAAAGUUCAGUGGUAAGCCUCCAAAUAUACUUGUGUAUUGUGGAAAGAAAGACACAGCCAGAAAAUUUUAUGUGAUUAAAAGCAGCCUUGAGCAUUGCAUCAACACAGAAGCUUAUUCCAUUUAUCAUCUGCCUCAUGACCAGAUCUCCACCACUCCAUGGGCAGAAAAUGCUGCGGCACUUAUUAUCUCUGCUGAUAACCUUUAUGACAAUGCCUCUCAAUACUUUUCUGAUUACUUGUCCUCUGGUGGAAGGAUCCUUAGUUUUGGGAGUUCCAUAGAAACGAUAUUUGUGGAGCGCAGAGAAGUGCAGCAGAAUCCGUCAUUAACAAAAUUUGGAGUAGCUGAAUGGACAGAGGUUAAUGCAAUCCAGGGAAGAUUUCAGUAUGUUCCCGGAAGUUUAAAGAAGGGGGACUCCAGCAUGGAUGCUGUCAUCCUUGAUGACAAGACUGGAAACCCUGUAGUGGUACUGCUUACUGUGUCUUCGGUCGGUGGAAAUGGUCGAGCCAUAUUCUCUCAGUUAUUUCUAGAGUGUGACCCAACAGAAAUGGCAGUUGACUCACAAGUGUUCAGCCAGUUGAAACAAAGCAACAAGGAGAGGCUAGAAGUGAUACGCCACCUGCUUUCUCUUUUGGAUCUUGACAUAACUCCACCCCCUCCUGCUCAGCUUACUCCAUGUUUUCUUCUCACAGAAAACCAAACCCUCCUGACAUCCCUUUUAAAAUCUCUUGCUGGAAGAGUAAAGAAUGGAGUUAUUAAGUCUCGCAGUCUGAGUCUCCACUUUAUGGACAGAAUUUCUGGAGAUGUUAAAGCAACAGAUGAUGUUUUGCCAGUCAUAACUGAAAACCGCACAAGUAUUGUUGACAGCUCAACUACAAAACAUGGCUCCUUAAUCAGAUACUUUGAUCCCAAAGUCUACUGGUCUCAUCUGAAGACACAAGAGCUGGGGCGAAUCAUUUUCUACACUGAUGUUAUUACAACAACGAUGAAAGUUUUUGAAGGAUUCCAGUUUUCAAUACCUGAUAAUAUUGGUGUGAUUGCUAUAGCAGGCCGCCAGACAAGUGGAAAAGGGCGUGGGGGCAAUGUGUGGUUGAGCCCUCUGGGCUGUGCAAUGUUCACACUUCCCUUGAAAAUCCCAGCAGAGAGCCUACUUGGUCAGCGUGUCACCUUUCUUCAGCACAUGGUCACGCUUUCAGUUGUGCAUGGCAUCUGUUCUCUAGCUAACUAUCAGAACAUUGACCUUCGUGUGAAGUGGCCAAAUGAUAUUUAUUACAAAAACCAGAUGAAGCUUGGAGGUGUUCUUGUCACAACCACUAUUAUGCAUGAUAAUGUGUAUGCCACAGUUGGUUGUGGUGUAAAUGUAUCUAAUAGCAACCCAACAAUCUGCAUAAAUGAUGUCAUUCGCCAGUACAAUUCUGAAACUGGCUCAGACCUCAGCCUGCUGUCUCCAGCUGAAGUCCUGGCAAGGACUGUGUCUACUCUAGAAGACCUUCUUCAUGAAUUCCAGAGCAAAGGCCAUCAAGAGUUUUGUCAACUGUAUUACAAGUAUUGGCUUCAUGGAGACACAUAUGUUCAGAUGGAGAGUGAGGGAAAUGAAGAAGUCUUCAUCUGUGGCCUUGAUGACUUUGGCUUCCUUGAAGUGAUCACGAAACAAGGGAAGAAAAUUAGUGUGCAGCCAGAUGGCAACUCAUUUGAUAUGAUGCGUAACCUGAUUGCUGUAAAAAGGAAUUAGUUCUAUUUGGUAUAUUUUGUAGAACCAGAAUUCUAGUGGUGAUACUGUGUUAGGGAUAUGGAAAUUCAAACAGCAAUGAAGAUACAAAUGGAACAAAGGUUUUUGCUAUGCAGAAAAUCAGAUGAUGGAACUUGGAUUCCUUUCUCAAAGUUGAAUCAAAUUUUAUCAGACAUUUGGACUAGUUCUGUAUACUGAGCCACAUCAGAUAAAAUACUUGGUUUUUUGUUGUUAUUUUUUUAAUUGGAAGAGUGUGCAAUUACUGAUUUGUUAACAGCCUAUAGUGCUGUAGGUUGUAAUUUUUAAACUGUGUCAUCAAAUAAAAACUUACAUUUUUAUGUAACAUUUUUUCAAAACCACUUUAGUACAUAUCAUACAUUACAAUGUAUGUGGAAGGCUUAAGGUUUGUCAUUAGUAGUGGAGCUGUAGAAAUAACUGGCUGAUUCAACCCAAAAGGUUGACAUUCACCUCUCCUCUACACCCCACCCCUGCCACACCUUAUUCUAUUCUUGAAGUCGUUCUCAAGAACCCAAUCCUUAAUUCAACUUGCAUAAAAGCAGCAUACAUCUGGUGGUUAAAGGGUUAAAAACUAUACCAGACACUGGACAAUCAAGACAAAGGCCAGGCUGUGUACCGGUGUGCAUAUUUACUUAUUACUAUAAAUUACUAAUGCCAUUAGUAUAUUGGAAGAAUAGGGUGCACUUGUCUUGCUCAGAUCUGAAUCUUUUGUUUCUGUGUUGUAUUUUAUUGUUGUUUUUUUCUUUUAAAUGACAUUUACAUGAAAGUUUCAGUGUGUUUAUCGUAGACAUUUCGGUCAUAUUGUGCAAAAUAAUGUUCCAAUUAUAAUGAAAAUUAGCAUUACAAAUGCAUCAAACUGGUUUAUGCAAACUAUGGUGAUUUGAAUACAGAUUUUAAUCAAGAGACUGGUGAUGUAAAGGUGUGAUGCAUAAUUAAGCCUAAAAUGAAUAAUAGCAAUUUGAAAGGCUCUCUUUUCUGUUUGGUGAUUCUUACAAAGCUGUGACUUAGCAUGCCUUUUGGCGAAUCUGCAUCGUUUACUGAUGUUGAAAAGAGUUGUGCACUUUAGUCUUUUUUUUCCUUUCAAAAAGCAAAUGUUGUAAGCUUUCAUGUGUGUUUAAAAAAGCUCAGUCUUACAUAUGAUCUAUUAAACAAGAUCAAAAGGAAA
Pomacea canaliculata is the source of this 4615-nucleotide messenger RNA. RefSeq names its product biotin--protein ligase-like. The record is from RefSeq and is a predicted model, not a curated record. Bases 361 to 3435 code for a protein of 1024 amino acids. Lineage: Eukaryota; Metazoa; Mollusca; Gastropoda; Architaenioglossa; Ampullariidae. The transcript is spliced from 12 exons. Gene Ontology annotation, molecular function: biotin--[biotin carboxyl-carrier protein] ligase activity. Gene Ontology annotation, biological process: protein modification process. Gene Ontology annotation, cellular component: cytoplasm.